AUGGCUUCACUUAUCCCCGGGCUGCGUCGGGCAGCACCGCGUCUAUCCAAAGAUUUCUUCAUCUGCCACCAAUGUCUAAAAUACAGUCGUCCAAGACUUCAACUUCCUAUAAAAGCAAACCUCUCGCGAAAUAUACGAUUCAACAGCUCUACAACUGCUCUACCAGAACAUGGGUCUGCCUCUCAGUUGAGUAAUUCAAGCAAAUCAAUAUUAAAUCCCAAAGGACAGAAAACGAGCCAGAAGAUUGCCGCUGAAGGACAAGCAAAAGCCAAGGGAAAAAAGAGUUUCUUCCCCGAGACAUCUUCAAAGGCAGUCGCAUAUUGGCUUUUAGCAUCCGCGGGCAGUGUAUUCGGAAUUGUUGUCUUCGGUGGUUUGACAAGACUCACCGAAUCUGGACUCAGUAUAACAGAAUGGAAACCCGUAACCGGAUCCCUCCCCCCUCUCUCCCAAGCGGACUGGGACUCUGAAUUCAGCAAAUACCGGGCAUCCCCCGAAUUCGCGCUCCUAAACCCCCACAUGACGCUCUCGGAAUUCAAGCAAAUCUACUUCAUGGAAUGGGGGCACCGUCUGUGGGGGCGCUUCGUCGGACUCUCCUUCGUGCUCCCCGCCAUCUACUUCGUCGCCCGUCGCCGCGUCUCCAAGAACAUGAGUGUCCGCCUUCUGGGCAUCAGCGGAUUGAUAGCCUUCCAGGGGUUCCUAGGCUGGUACAUGGUAAAGAGCGGACUCAAGGAUGAUUUAUUCGCGCCUGGCUCGCACCCGCGCGUCUCCCAAUACCGGCUCACGGCGCACCUGGGCGCAGCCUUCGUCUGCUACACAGCGAUGUUCUGGAACGGACUCGCUAUCCUGCGCACCAACGCCCUGCUCCUUAACCCGCAACAAGCAGCACAAGACCUCGCGCGCCUGAACUCCCCCGCACUCUCACCAUUCCGCAAAAGCGUAGCCGGGCUUGCACUCCUCGUUUUCACAACUGCCAUGUCGGGCGGCCUGGUAGCAGGUCUAGAUGCAGGCAUGAUAUACAACGAGUUCCCCAAAAUGGGGCUAGGGCUCACGCCGCCGAAAUCCGAGCUUUUCAGCGCCUUCUACUCGCGCAAGGAAGACGGCAGCGACAUCUGGUGGCGCAACAUUUUAGAGAACCCGUCGACAGUGCAACUAGACCACCGGAUCCUGGCUACGACGACGUUCGCAGCCGUGGUAGGGCUGUGGGCAUACUCGCGCUUCAAUAGGCAGGUCAGGGCCGCGAUGCCGGUUGCGUGUAGCAAGGGCAUGUUGGGCGUUGUGCAUGUGGUGUGUUUGCAAGUUGCGCUGGGGAUCUCGACAUUAAUCUAUCUUGUGCCUACGGGUCUGGCGGCUGCGCAUCAGGCGGGGAGUUUGGCGCUGUUGACGCAGGUGCUGGUGCUUGGGUCGAGGACGUGGAUUCCGGCGCGCACGGCGGGGAUGGUUGCUAAGAGGGUGGCUGUGCAGGGGGUGAAGAAGAGGGAGGUGAAAAAUGUUAGCAAGGUGCAUAGCGCGCCCAAGAAUGUGUAG
This is a messenger RNA of Lachnellula hyalina, 1524 nucleotides long. RefSeq names its product Cytochrome c oxidase assembly protein (gene COX15). Gene Ontology annotation, molecular function: oxidoreductase activity, acting on NAD(P)H, heme protein as acceptor. Lineage: Eukaryota; Fungi; Ascomycota; Leotiomycetes; Helotiales; Lachnaceae. The transcript is spliced from 2 exons. Gene Ontology annotation, biological process: heme A biosynthetic process. Gene Ontology annotation, cellular component: mitochondrial inner membrane. The record is from RefSeq and is a predicted model, not a curated record. Bases 1 to 1524 code for a protein of 507 amino acids.